AAAGCUCUCAACCUCCCAAGUUGAAAAAAAUUUAUGGACAAGAAAUUAUCAUUGAAAUUAAAUGGUGGCAGACAUGUCCAAGGCAUAUUGCAAGGAUUUGAUCCAUUGAUGAAUCUUGUGAUAGAUGAAUGUGUGGAGAUGGCAACUAGUGGACAACAGAACAAUAUCGGAAUGGUGGUAAUACGAGGGAAUAGCAUCAUUAUGUUAGAAGGCUUGGAACGAGUAUAA
Molecule: messenger RNA, 228 nt
Organism: Nyctereutes procyonoides (raccoon dog)
Lineage: Eukaryota; Metazoa; Chordata; Mammalia; Carnivora; Canidae
Product: small nuclear ribonucleoprotein G-like
Exons: 1
Coding region: 34-228 (64 amino acids)
Biological process (GO): spliceosomal snRNP assembly; mRNA splicing, via spliceosome
Cellular component (GO): U2-type prespliceosome; precatalytic spliceosome; spliceosomal tri-snRNP complex
Molecular function (GO): RNA binding
Source: RefSeq, a predicted model, not a curated record